AUGAAUCUGGCGGCAGCGCUAACGGAAGCAGUGGAUGCGUCUUUCCCGCAUGUGGCCUUUGCUAUGGCAUAUGGCUCAAGCGUUUUUCAACAAAAGAAUCACAAUGCUAGUGCUUCUAUGAUUGAUUUAGUAUUCGCCGUCGAUGAUGCACAAGAUUGGCACAAACAAAACAUUGAGCGUAAUCCCAAGCAUUACUCUAUGCUUCGGUAUCUAGGUGCAGCCAAUAUUGCUGCUUUUCAAGAGAAUUUCGGCGCUGGUUUGUAUUAUAAUACGCUUGUUCCAUUGACGGGUAAAUUGCUGGGUACACGCCUUGUCAAGUAUGGCGUCAUAAGUUCUCAGGCAUUGUGCCAGGACUUGCAAUCGUGGAAGACGUUGUAUCUUAGUGGUAGAAUGCACAAACCUGUCAGUAUUCUUGUGACAAAUGAGUUGAUUAAAACGGCAAGCUCGAUAAAUCUAUCGCAUGCACUUAACUAUGCAUUGUUGUGCUUACCCGAGAAAUUCUCAGAACACGAUCUAUACAUGAAAAUUGCAGGAAUUUCAUAUUUGGGUGAUUUUCGAAUGGUAUUUGGUGAAAAUCCUAAAAAAGUGCGCAAUAUUGUGGACGGCAAUCUACAAAUGUUUCAGAAACUAUAUCAGCACCACAUUCGAAAUUCUCCGUUUAUCAUGCGUUCAAUCACUGACAGUAACACUUUGCUUGCUCAUAACAGUGAUUUAAAAGUUAGACAAACAAUAUUGGACGCACUUCCAUCUAAUGUGCUCGAGCGUCUAGCAAUUAAAUCGCGCAAGAGAAGAGGAAUUGACUCUCGGACUAUCACUAAAAAGCAAUUGCAACGUGUCAUUGCAUCUAUUGUAUUCCGUUCAAGUCGCUCGCAAAGUAUUAAGGGUAUCGCUACCGCUGGCUGUUUCAAAUCCAUUGUCUAUGUUUCUCAAAAGCUUAAACGUACCUACUUUAAUCACUUGAAAUGA
This is a messenger RNA of Plasmopara halstedii, 966 nucleotides long. RefSeq names its product mmp37-like protein. Gene Ontology annotation, molecular function: phosphatidate cytidylyltransferase activity. The transcript is spliced from 5 exons. The record is from RefSeq and is a predicted model, not a curated record. NCBI's taxonomy places the organism in Eukaryota, Oomycota, Peronosporomycetes, Peronosporales, Peronosporaceae. Gene Ontology annotation, cellular component: mitochondrion. Bases 1 to 966 code for a protein of 321 amino acids. Gene Ontology annotation, biological process: CDP-diacylglycerol biosynthetic process; cardiolipin biosynthetic process.